CCUCCUUUUCUGUGACCGGGCCGGCCUGCCCCGCCGUCGUCUGCCUCUGCCUGUCUGUUACUUUGCAACGCACCACUCCCGCCUUAAUCUCUCAUUCAACUCGCGCGGAGGGCGUUUGGAACAUUCCACCCGUUGCUGGGGCGUUAGGCGCACGCUCGCGAAGGUGCCGGUCCGUGUUGCCGUACUGUCGUAUCGCUGUCACGUUAGAUUUCGUCCAUUUCUGUUUGAGGUUGUCAGGAGAAAAUGGCCGCCAAGAAACUCAGGCUGGGUUUGAUCCAGAUGGCCGUCGGCGAUGACAAAGUGGAAAACGUGAAGAGAGCUGUGUCACUCAUAAAGAGAGCGGUUGAAAAUGGGUCUUCGCUGGUGGUGCUACCGGAAUGUUUUAACUCUCCCUAUGGACUGAAGCACUUCCCCAAGUAUGCCGAGUCAAUCCCACAAGGAGACACGGCAAAGGCACUCUCAGCUGCUGCGAAGGAAAAUAAAGUCUACCUCAUUGGUGGUUCCAUUCCUGAAAAUGAUAAUGGUCAACUGUACAACACAUGCACUGCAUGGGACCCUUCGGGAGAUCUUAUUUGUUCACACAGGAAAGUACACUUGUUUGACAUUGACAUUCCUGGGGGCAUUACUUUUCAAGAGUCAAAAGUACUGAAGCCAGGGAAGAGUUUGACCACAUUCAACAUUGGAGAGUGGAAAGUUGGGCUCGGGAUAUGCUAUGACAUGAGAUUUGCUGAGAUGGCUCGACUGUACUCAAAGUCUGGAUGUAAUCUUCUUGUGUAUCCUGGCGCAUUUAAUAUGACAACUGGGCCGCUUCAUUGGGAACUUCUCACAAAAGCUCGUGCCAUUGACAACGAACUGUACGUUGCUGCAGUGUCUCCUGCACAAGAUAAGACUGCCGACUAUGUGGCUUUUGGACACACUAUGGCUGUCGAUCCUUGGGGGAAAGUUGUCUCAGCUGCCCAAUUUGAGGAAGACAUUGUGUAUGCUGACAUUGAUUUAUCUGUUGUAGAAAAAAUGAGACAGCAGAUUCCUAUUUUAUCUCAGAGGAGAACAGAUCUCUAUGAUACCAUUUCUAAGGACUGACUUCUCCUAAAUUCACUAUUUGGAAGCUUCCUAUUGUUUUAAUUCAUAUUGGUGUUCAUAAAUAUUUUUUUAUUUGUUCACUUUAUGUGACUAUCUUAGUGCAUGCUUAUCGGGUGAAAGAAAAAACUCUAUUUUUAUAAACAUUGAAAAUAUAUUUGAAGACAAUGUCUUAUUUAUACAACAAAAGUAUACAACAACCUGGGAAAAACAAAUGUUAGAAAAUAAAGAUAUGAAUGAAAAA
Molecule: messenger RNA, 1321 nt
Organism: Thrips palmi
Lineage: Eukaryota; Metazoa; Arthropoda; Insecta; Thysanoptera; Thripidae
Product: omega-amidase NIT2
Exons: 3
Coding region: 244-1080 (278 amino acids)
Biological process (GO): oxaloacetate metabolic process; L-glutamine metabolic process
Cellular component (GO): mitochondrion
Molecular function (GO): omega-amidase activity
Source: RefSeq, a predicted model, not a curated record